AUGGCUAUCCGUACACUAUCUUUUCUUUGGGCAAUUUUUGUGUUGGCACCACUAGCACAUGCCCUUCACUUUUAUGUCAACACUGAUGAAACCAAGUGCUUCUUCGAAGAAUUACCUAAAGAUACUAUUGCGGUUGGUAAAUUUGCAGUUUACGAAUUCAAUGAUCAAUUUAAUGACUAUGUUGAAAACAACGGUAAUUUAAAGGUUGAAAUCACUGUUGACGAAACCUUUGACAACAACCACAGGGUUGUUUCUCAAAAGAAUUCUCCAAUUGGCCAAUUUACCUUCACGUCUCUUGAUUCUGGUGAACACAAAUUCUGUAUUACUCCUAGACAUACUAAUUGGUCUAAAAAGGCUAAACACAGGGUUUUCUUUGAUUUGAUUGUUGGUGAUGCAAAACCUCUUGUUGAUUCCAAGAGGGACAAUGACGUUUCGUACUUGACCUUACAAACUAACGAAUUAAUCAAAAAACUACAACAAAUUAAGAGAGAACAGUCUUUACUCAGAUUGAGGGAGGCUGCUUUCAGGGAUAUAUCAGAAUCAGUAAACUCUUCAACUACCAAAUGGACCAUUAUUCAAAUCAUCGUACUAGUUGCAACUGGUUUGUGGCAACUCUCGUAUUUGAAAAAUUUCUUCGUCAAGCAGAAAGUUGUCUGA
Pichia kudriavzevii is the source of this 657-nucleotide messenger RNA. RefSeq lists its product as uncharacterized. Gene Ontology annotation, biological process: intracellular protein transport; endoplasmic reticulum to Golgi vesicle-mediated transport; Golgi organization. Gene Ontology annotation, cellular component: COPII-coated ER to Golgi transport vesicle; Golgi apparatus; endoplasmic reticulum-Golgi intermediate compartment. The transcript has a single exon. NCBI's taxonomy places the organism in Eukaryota, Fungi, Ascomycota, Pichiomycetes, Pichiales, Pichiaceae. Bases 1 to 657 code for a protein of 218 amino acids. The record is from RefSeq and is a predicted model, not a curated record.